AGCGGGAGCCCUUUUUCGUAGGGCAUAGGCCUACAACGUCCAUGACAAGGAACAUUUCGAUCAAGCACUCUACUGCAUCACCACAACGCUGCAUCGAAAUGGGUAUAAGUCAAGCCAAAUCAAGAUGCAGACAAAAGAUCCACCACGGCCGAAGGGGCACCUAUUCCCAAAGCCAGCUAUUUUGGGCCAGUCUGCUACUCUCCCCGACCUAUCCAGCGCAUCCUCUACAAGCCCUGGAAUCUCGAGCGUGCAUGCCAAUGCUUGCAUAUUGACUGUGCCCUGGUGUGCACGUUGGGCAUACACUGAAGCGCUUCCGAAGGGCAAGUUCGUGAACCAAAUGAACAGCGACGACUUGGAAUGUAGACUACACCGCCAACUCAGAAGGUAUGACGUCAACACUGGAUCUGAAUAUUGGCAAAACUAUGUUUUGGCUUUGAACUUCACUGUAUCAGCAAGCCGCUAUUUAUCAUUUUGUCGUGAAAGUUUCAAUUCGUAAAAUGUUGUGGCAGGUAGUUUUCCUUGCUCUGGUGUUGGUUUCAUUGAUGGUUUUUGUGUCAGUGCGGAAAUCCAUCAGCAAGCGACAUGCACUGAAGAAGCUACCCUCUCCACCCGGGGCGCAUUGGCUGUAUGGGCACGACAGGCAGGGUCCCUUUGACCCAGGCUACAAAUGGCUGAUCGAUACCGUAACAGCCUUCCCCCGUAUCUACACCUUGUGGCUAGGACCAACGCCAUUGCCUAUGCUGGUCCAUCCCGAAACCAUCAAGCCGCUUUUGAUGGGUACAGUGAGCAACAAGAAAUCUGAAUUCUACGAGCUCUUUUUCGAUUGGGUAGGUGAGGGCCUGGGCACUGCCGAAGGCGCCAAAUGGAAGAGAAACCGGCGCCUCCUGACCCGCUCAUUUAACUUGGAUAUCCUUCGUACCUACACUCCUGUUUCUAACGACUGCGUGGAGGUUCUCCUCGAAAAGAUGAACCAGGCUGCAGUAGAGGGUCAACAAUUUGAAAUGUACAGUGGUCUUGUGCUGUGCACAUACGAUGUUAUUCUACGUACAGCCUGCUCUUAUAAAUCAAGUUGUCAGAUAAGGCAGAUUGAUCAGGAAAAUGGUUUUAAUGUCCUGUCGGCAUGUGAAGCCUUGUUGCAGUUUAUCCAACUGCGCCAGUACAGCAAUCGGCUUCUUCUCAUCCCGUGGAUCUUUCGGCUGAGUGCCAACUAUUCCGAGUACAGGAAUGCUUUCCAGUACCUCCGCAAGUUUGCCGGAAAACUGGUUGAGGAGCGAAAAAAAGAAUUAUCUGAAAAGGCUGACGCAGGUGACCCUAUAACCAAGCCCCGUGACUUCCUGGACACGCUCGUCAUGGCCAGAGACGAAGAGGGCAGCGGACUCACCGUAAAGGAGAUGGUAGACGAGGUCAACACUUUCCUUUUCGCCGGCCACGAGACCACGGCUACUUCUAUGACCUGGUUUCUCUACUUUCUUUCCAAGCAUCCUGAACACCAGACCAAAAUCAGGGAAGAAGUUGAAGAGAUACUUGCCGGAAGAGACUCCGAAAGAAUUACUGUAAAGGACCUCAGCCGACUCGAGUACAUGACCAUGGCCAUAAAGGAAUCUUUGCGAAUGAUGCCCGCUGGACCCUUGAUCAGUCGUACGCUGACAGCUCCUUACACCGUAGACGGCGUCACAAUCCCCCAGGGAACCAUGGUUGGAAUUUGUUUACAUCAACUCCACCACAACCCGACUGUCUGGGGCGACGACCACAUGGAGUACAAGCCUUCUCGCUUCCUGCCGGAAAAUGUCGCCAAGAUGGACCCUUUCUCGUACUCGCCUUUCUCUGCAGGGUCGAGGAACUGCAUUGGUCAACAGUUCGCCCUGAACGAGAUGAAGGUAUUCACGGCCAGAAUCCUGAAACGUUUCCGUCUAAAAUGGGUGGAAGGGGAACCAGACCUGAUGCCAAGUAUGACCUUUGUGUCAAAACCCAUGAAACCAUUGUAUAUCAAUUUGGAGGCAAUGCCCAAGGCAUCUUAAAUGCAGUGUACAAAAUCUAAAUGUAUAACACAGAUCAGGAACAUUUUUGGUGAAAUCUGAGUAUAAGAUGGUGAAAAAAUAGUGGGGAAAAACAUUUAGCCUCAUGAGCUUGUCAAAAGGGGGAUUGACAUUAAUAUCCAAUAUCUAAUGCAUUUUGCUCAGUAUGUCAGAUACGUCUGCAUGAGGUUAUCCGGAAGAUUUCGUUGGAAAAUGACAAACUCUCUCAAUUUUUUGAAAGCACGUGGAUGUUCGAAGCGCGGUUGAUUAUUACUAUCUCGCUUAUUAAUGUACCACCUUGAUUCUUUAGCAUUUGGGCUUUAGAACGAACAACUGUAAUGUAAGAGCGAAAAUAAAGAUAAAUGGGACAAACGGAUCUGAGGAUUUUCAGGGCGUGUCUGGGAUUCUAUUCCAUAUACUCAUUGGCAAAACAAUUUGUAGCGUUUGCUUACACCUUGUCGGGUAGAAACGCCUCCAGAAACUAUGGACUUUUAUCCACAGUAGUGCUGCCGAGCGGUAGGCCCUAAAGGUAAAACUACAACCCCUUUGUGUACACGUCCCAUAGCGAUUGUUUGAGGAGGGGAUGUGGAAGGAAUAUGAUGACAUUAUAGUUAUCAACAGAUAAGAGGAUUAUCGAUGGUAUUUUGUACAUGUUUAAAAGUUGAUAAGUUAGCGUUGAUUUAUGAUUGUCAUUUGGAUUGGCUUAUAUUACUAUUUUAUCAGGUCUACAAUACAAAACACAAAUUCACGAUGAGUUAGCACUGAAAACAACCUAAUAGUACAUGGUAGAGGAAAUCAUUUUUUGCUGCUCCAUUUUUAAAAUUAUUUUUUUGUUUCCACAAUAGCUUUCUUCACAAUUAAGUUGUCAGUGCCCUUAAUGUAGCGUCAUAGUACCGGUAUAAAAUAAAUUAUGCACAAGGAAUACUAUGAGAGUGUUCAUAACACUGCUGACUAGCGUAUAUUGUUUUCUUUUGUACAA
Messenger RNA from Acanthaster planci (crown-of-thorns starfish), 2994 nucleotides. RefSeq names its product cytochrome P450 4F11-like. Gene Ontology annotation, molecular function: heme binding; monooxygenase activity; iron ion binding. Lineage: Eukaryota; Metazoa; Echinodermata; Asteroidea; Valvatida; Acanthasteridae. The record is from RefSeq and is a predicted model, not a curated record.